GUCUGAGCAAGGAGGUUUAAAAAGAAGGAGAGAGAACUCUUUUAUUUCUAUUGAAAUCAUCCGUGUCUCAUGUUUACUUUUCUCUAUUGUUCUUACAUCGAAUUCUGUCAAUCAAAAUUUGAAAUCUCGCGCUUAAAUUAAUAAAUUAGCCGUUGUCUUUUGUUACUAUUUGCAUAAAUUAUGAGCCCGCGGCUAUUUUUCUCUCAGCGGUAAAUGCUUGUUAGUUGAUAAAUUUGUCGUUUUUACAUAUCAUAAACAAGCAAGAAGCGAAAUGGCAGGCGAAGACGUUAAAAAUAUAAUAGAAUUGGAUGAUGACUUUUUUGUGACGGAAGAAAUGUUGUCAGAUUUUACUGUUUACGAAAGUUGUGAGGUGGAAGUAUCGUUUGUGGAAGAUCUGUUGGAAGAAGAAAAUGAAGUAGAUGCUGGAUAUUUGGGUAUUCCUCAAAUAGUAUUCGUUGAUGAAGAAGAUGUGGACAUGGUGGUUGAUAACAACAGUACCAAAAAUGUGAAGUUUGUGUGCAGCAAGUGCAAAAAACAGUAUUUUAAAGAAGCUUACUACAAGAAACAUACUCUGAUAUGUAAAAAGCCAACAGAUCCAGAAACAACAACAGUGGCAAGAAAAACUCUUGAUGACUCAAAAAAUAAAUCAACUACAACAAUUUCCACAAAACAAGUUAAAUCAAAAUCGAAUCAAUCUUUAUCCAUCACCGAUCAUGAGCUGCAGCAAGAAAAAAUGAAUUUUGUUCGUGAUGCUAUGGUUAAAAUUUCAAAAGACCCAAUCAAUAACAUUGUUGUGAAAGGAUUCAAAACACCUGGAAAUCGUGUCAAAGAAUUAGCCAACUCAAUUUUGAAUGCUGGGAGUGAUGUUUUGGACAUUAUUUCUGAAAAUGUAGUGUGUCGCAUAUUUAAAGAAUUGCAAAAAUCUAACCUACUGACUGGUUCAGGAAAAGAAUCUCUUUGGAGAAAAGUGCAUGAACUUGCACAAGACGAUAAAUUCAGACAACAUUGGAAACAUGUAUUACCUAAAGGAUACUGCAUUGACUUGGUCCUUGGUCUGAGACGUAAAUGGCCUACACACUCGGAGGUUUUAAAAUGCUUUCUGUGAGAAAGCAGAAAAAACAUUUUAAUUUAGACGAAGGAUUGUAAUUGCAACUUUACAAAUUUCCCUGGUUUUGCCCCAAAUCAAUGUUAGUGUGGUCUAUGGACAUUUUCACCAAUAUUUUUUUCAAAUAUGCUAGGGGAAAAAAUGAAAACAGUUCCAGUGGAAUGAUGUGUAGUGUCUUUUAUGUCAUAAUAUUUUGUUUAUUGAUUGGCUGUACAUAAUUUUCUGUGGUGGUUAAGAAAUUCAAGUGUUUAAAAGGGACGCGGUGUGGGUAGAAAGAUGACCAAAGGAACAAGUCAUUUCUUCCGAUGUCGCCUUUUAUCUGGAUGGCCAUACUGAUUAAUAAAACUAAUAAAAACGAAUUACACAGCCGCCAGCUUUAACGAUAUUCACGAAAAAAAUUAAUCACUGAAAUAUGUUAUGAACAACUGAAAUUCUAUUUUAGAGAAUCACAGCUUAUCUUCGAUUUAAUAACUACACUAAAUUCAGACCAGAGGAAAAAAUGUUGAAUGUUUAGCUUGGACAUAGGUAAAGACGUAUCAUUCAUCCUUUAAGGUGACUUUUAUUUUUAUUUCCACUAUAAAGAAGUGAUUAUUAUAAAAUGUCCUUUUAAAAAAAGGACACGAGAGUUGUACAGCUCCUCAGGGUUUUUCUACGAAAGAGUCCUCUUUUGAGAGGCGCCCACUAUAAAGAGGUUUCAUUGUAAUUUCGAUAUCAAGGGACAAACGCACUGAAAAUUUUUUCGCCCUAAUGAUCUUUUGACUUUUCCACUGAAUUGAACUUAAAUGCAAGCCUGCAAGGAAGGAGGAUAGUCGAAAAAUAAAGAACUCCCAUUGCUUUUUAGUUAACAUCAAUUCUCUAUUUCUGCUUUGAAAUCGUUUCUAAAUUGCAUAAUGUCAUGUAAAAGUGUGGAUGGAUCAAAGUUUUACAAGGACAAAGCAUUGCUAAAUUAAAAGAGACAGGUCUAUUUGUAUACAAUGUAUAAGUUAAUAUGUCUAUAACUAUUCUGGCGCUUCAUAGAUGUCUUUGGGAGCCAUCAACAAUAAUAAAAGAUUCUAUGUGACAAAGAUAAGCGAAAGCCACGUCAUAAAAUAUACAAUAUACUUUAUGACGUGACUUUCAGGCUAGACAUGCUGCAUAUACUCUCAUCAAUCAAAACAGACUUGUGCUUUUACGCUUUUCAUCUUUUUUGUUACGUGAUGUGCGCUGACGUCAGCAUUUUAUUGUUGGUUUUUUAAAAACAAAAUUAACUCUUAUUGGAUGUUUUUGAUGAAGUAGAUAGCAGUUAUAACAGUGCGUAAAUAGAAGAAAGCCACAAAUUGUUUGAUUUGGAUGUCAUGUUUGAUGACAUAUAUACGUUCAAUUCGUUCCCAAAGAUGAAGGAGAUAUGCUUCGUGAGAACGAGGUUGACAUGUGCGCGUAUGUUAAAUCAAGCGCUGCAAUGAAGGUUAUGUCCAUUAAAAAUUUUGCACGUUAUCAAUCUCAACUAACACGUUUUGCUUCAUAUAUGAGAAUUAUCAGUUCAAAAGUUACGUUUAUCUUUAGCUAAUUGACAUUGCGAACCUAAAAGCGUGAUUGGUGCUAGUUAUUGGUAGGAAUUAUCCGAAAUUAGGAAUUAUCAAAUAUCCGAAAAAAUAUGUCUACGAAAACUGAGAGUAGUAAAAGAGGGAAAUUUAUAAAUCGAUUUGAUUGGUUGAAAUUGAGGCUAUUCUAUGUCUUAUCUGCAGCACCCCCUGCACUCAUUCCAGCGAGUCUGACUUUGCUGUGUUUACCACCAGUGCAUUUUUUACCUUGUAACCAUCAGCGUUAAAGAUAUCUCGCAAUUUGUACUUUGAAAGUAUCAUUGGUAGGUGCGUUUUCUUCCAGUGUGCAGUCAUCUCUGGUGUGCAUGAGUUUGCUUUACCUGACACCAUCUUAAAUGUGACAUUAUUCCGUGCCUUCCAUUUGUCAACCUAUCCAUUCAAUGCUUUAAAAUCAUUUUACCUAGUGUAUUUGCUAAAUCACUUGUUUUCUCUUGAAGGACUAGUGCACUUACAGGUAUGUUAUUCGAUCUAAGAGACAUAAACCACUUAAAACAGCUUUGCCUAAGUUUUCAUGAUUUCCUGCUUUGACAUUCUUUCUUCUCAAGCUAAUCGUUCCAGAGGAAAAUGCAGCAAUUAUCUUCUCUUUACUUGCAGGUAAAUGUCAUGUGGGAUAGUGCUUCUUGGCACACUAUACUUUUGAGCUUCUAAUGACUUAAGUAAGUUGUCCACUUUCUAUUUCUUGUAACACCUUCAUUUUUUUUCGAUGGAAGUUUUUUUUUUUGGCGAAGUCCACUUUUUCUUGUUAUAAAUUCGAAUACAUGCUUUUGGUAAACUUGAAACUUUCGAAUGUUCAAAACGUUCGAAUUUCGAGUUAGAGAUCGACAUGGAUUGUUUCUUAUUUCAAAAAGAAUUGCCAGUGCUUGUGCAAGAAUAUGAAGUAAACACGUUUGUGAUAGGCUACCAUGAGUAUCGCGAAUCAUGGACUCCUAUCGUUGGAGACUUCUUACAAUACCAAAUAACGCAAGACAAUGCUGUAGAUAAAUGUGCAGUAGCAGGGAUGAAUAAAGAUAGAGUUGUUGAACACUUGAUAAAAGGGAAAAGCAGGAAAAUUGCUGUGUUCUUUUUUCUGAGAGCAGAUGUUUGCAAUAUGCCAACAGUGGAAAUAAAUGGAAAGGCUGUAAACAAAGGGAAAUGGAAAGGGAAUGGAAGUUCCCUUUACAAUAACGUUCACUGAUAGUAAGCAAAUGUUAAGCAAACUAAAAGAAGUUUUUGAAAAUUGUGAUGUUUAAUUGAAAAAAAAUGUUUUUUAAUACACGAAUAAUUUUCUUAUUUUCCAGAAUUCUACAUCAAUAACUGUCCGAAAUAUCGAGGGUAUUCAUUUGAAGGAAUGUUUGAAAAAUCGGGGAAUUCGAAAAACCGAAGUUCGAAAAAUCCGAGGGAAUAUAAAAGGCGUCUAGGGACCAAAGAAAUAAUUCGAAAAAUUGUGGAAUUUCAAUAAUCCCUUUUUCGAAAAAUUGGGAUUGAAUUGUAAUUCAUUCGGUGUGAAUGUCGGAGUGGAUUUCCUUCCAUAUUUUUGUAUUAAUUUAUAUGGUAUCAAGGCAUGACAAAAUGCUUUGCUUAAAGGAUAAAUUGAAAAAAUCCGUUUUUUCAAUUAAAAUAAUAAACCGAAAAAAAUUGUGUUUUGCUGUUUCUUAAAUAAACAACGCAUUCUUUUUAUCACCUCCAUGAUCUUAUUUUCUUACAAAACUCAAAUUAUUGAACGUUCCAAACAAGAAGCGUUUCUAUAUGUUUAUAUCAUGGCCGACUUAAUUUACAGUCCACAAAGUGUGCAAAUUGAAUGUGGAGCUUUGGUGCAAUACGAUUGAUGUUGAAUUCUUUUUUUAACAAUCACAAAAUUAAACAAAUAAAAAAAUAAAAAAAGAAAUAUCGCUAAUAUAUACAAAGCAUUUUAAAAUUCUAAAAAAUGUGGUUAAAAAAAGAAUGUUUCAACUGUCGUACAGCUGCUAAAAAAUAUUUAGUUAACGGAGUUAGGGAUGCAAGUUGAAAUGUUAAAAAAGAAGAAGAAAAGAAAGAAAAGGGUACCAGCAUUGAGCAUAUUUUAGGCACAUUUUAUGGAAACACAGAUGUGGGUGCAGCUAUAUGUUUGUAUCACGAGAGGAAUACUUUCGAAAAAAGGAUUCAUUGAAUAAAAAAUUCACAUUUGUUUUAAAAUACCAAAAAUCAAGAAAUAUAUUAAGACAAACUAUACAGAAACAUAAAUACACGUGAAAUACGUUUUGCAAAACACAAAAAACGCGCUAAACGAAGACGACCAGUGAAAAAAAAUGGUCAAGUACGAAUCACAACAUACACGCUAAUUUCUGAUCUUAAUUUUAUAGCCUGACUUGAUCUGAUUUUGUUUUUGUUCAUAAUAUCACGAACACCACAUCAAAUCUUAAUUUUUUCUUAGAUUUCUUCGAAAUUUGUGCUUAUACAAAAAUAGGCGAUUUUUUGUUACCAAUUAAGACCGAGAAACGCCCACAAACAA
Messenger RNA from Hydractinia symbiolongicarpus, 5152 nucleotides. RefSeq lists its product as uncharacterized. NCBI's taxonomy places the organism in Eukaryota, Metazoa, Cnidaria, Hydrozoa, Anthoathecata, Hydractiniidae. The record is from RefSeq and is a predicted model, not a curated record. The transcript is spliced from 3 exons. Bases 272 to 1105 code for a protein of 277 amino acids.